Molecule: messenger RNA, 5350 nt
Organism: Eublepharis macularius
Lineage: Eukaryota; Metazoa; Chordata; Lepidosauria; Squamata; Eublepharidae
Gene: PC
Product: pyruvate carboxylase
Exons: 22
Coding region: 174-3710 (1178 amino acids)
Biological process (GO): pyruvate metabolic process; gluconeogenesis
Cellular component (GO): cytoplasm
Molecular function (GO): pyruvate carboxylase activity; metal ion binding; ATP binding
Source: RefSeq, a predicted model, not a curated record
CACCAGGCGGGAGCGGAGGCAGGAGGUACCUGGCAGGCAGCACGGAGCGGAGAGAGCGGCGGCGGAUACUCUCUUGGCUCCUUUGGAACUGAAAAGCCUGGCUGGAGGGCGAGGGGCUGCAGGAAUCGGACAAUUGAGACCAAAUGUACUAGUGGAGACCAGUAGCCUUCAAGAUGUUACAGCUGCAUUUUGCCAAGGGCAGGUUGGCUUUCCUGGUCCUCAGGCGCCCCAUAAUAUGCCCUGCUGCUUUCCAGAGCACCCAGCAUGUGGAAUACAAGCCCAUCAAGAAGGUGAUGGUGGCAAACAGAGGAGAAAUUGCAAUCCGGGUAUUCCGAGCAUGCACCGAGCUAGGUAUCAGGACGGUGGCUGUAUACUCCGAGCAAGACACUGGCCAGAUGCACAGGCAGAAAGCAGACGAGGCCUAUCUCAUUGGCCGGGGGCUUCCCCCAGUCCAAGCAUACUUGCACAUUCCGGACAUCAUUAAAGUUGCCAAGGAGAACGAAGUGGAUGCCGUCCACCCCGGCUAUGGUUUCCUCUCCGAACGCUCGGAUUUUGCUCAGGCCUGCAUCGAGGCUGGUGUGCGAUUCAUCGGGCCCAGCCCUGAGGUGGUGCGCAAAAUGGGUGACAAGGUUGAAGCCCGCGCCAUUGCCAUCAGUGCAGGGGUGCCUGUAGUUCCCGGGACAGAUGCCCCGAUUUCCUCUCUCAGCGAAGCUCAAGAGUUCUCCAACACGUACGGCUUUCCCAUCAUCUUUAAAGCUGCCUACGGCGGAGGAGGUCGGGGGAUGAGAGUUGUGCGUAGCUAUGAGGAGCUGGAGGAGAACUACACCCGGGCAUACUCUGAGGCCCUCUCUGCUUUUGGAAAUGGAGCUCUCUUUGUGGAGAAGUUUGUUGAGAAGCCGAGACACAUUGAAGUCCAGAUUCUGGGUGAUGCGUAUGGAAACGUGGUGCACCUGUAUGAGAGAGAUUGCUCCAUCCAGAGGCGGCACCAGAAGGUUGUGGAGAUCGCACCCGCUGCCCACCUGGAUUCCCAGCUGCGCUCCAAGCUCACCAAUGAUGCUGUCAAACUAGCCAAACAGGUUGGGUACGAGAAUGCUGGAACAGUGGAGUUCCUUGUGGACAAACACGGCAAGCAUUUCUUCAUUGAGGUCAACUCUCGGCUCCAAGUGGAGCACACGGUGACAGAAGAAAUCACAGAUGUCGACCUUGUCCAUGCCCAAAUCCACAUCUCUGAGGGGAAGAGCCUUCCCGAGCUGGGCCUCAAGCAAGACAACGUGCGGAUCAACGGUUGUGCCAUACAAUGUCGGGUCACCACCGAGGAUCCUUCUCGUGGAUUCCAGCCUGACACAGGCCGAAUCGAGGUAUUUCGGAGCGGCGAGGGCAUGGGGAUCCGACUGGACAGCGCCUCGGCCUUUCAGGGAGCGGUCAUCUCCCCGCACUAUGACUCCCUGCUGGUGAAAGUCAUUGCGCAUGGCAAAGACCACACCACGGCAGCUUCUAAGAUGAGCCGGGCUUUGGCAGAGUUCCGGAUCCGUGGUGUCAAGACCAACAUCCCCUUCCUGCAAAAUGUGCUUGGCAAUGACCAGUUUCUUCGGGGAACCGUGGACACCCAGUUCAUUGACGAGAACCCUGAUCUUUUCAACUUGCGACCCGGCCAGAACCGAGCCCAGAAGCUCCUCCACUACUUGGGCCACAUCAUGGUAAACGGCCCCAUCACACCCAUCCCAGUGAACGCCCGGCCUUCACCCAUUGAUCCGGUUGUCCCUUCGGUUCCUUUGGGUGAGCCGCCAUCUGGUUACCGGGACAUCCUUCUGCGUGAGGGCCCCAGCGGCUUUGCCAAAGCCAUUCGCCAACACAAGGGGCUGCUGCUGAUGGACACCACCUUCCGAGAUGCUCACCAGUCCCUGCUGGCCACCCGCGUCCGUACCCACGACCUGAAGAAGAUCUCCCCCUUUGUGGCCCACAACUUCAACAACCUCUUCAGCAUAGAAAACUGGGGAGGUGCCACCUUUGAUGUGGCAAUGCGCUUCCUCUACGAAUGCCCCUGGCGCCGGCUGCAGGAGUUGCGUGAGCUCAUCCCCAACAUCCCAUUCCAGAUGCUACUGCGAGGGGCCAACGCCGUAGGUUACACCAACUACCCAGACAACUCCGUCUUCAAGUUUUGCCAAGUGGCCAAGGAGAACGGCAUGGACAUCUUCCGGGUCUUUGACUCCCUGAAUUACCUGCCCAACAUGCUGCUGGGGAUGGAGGCAGCUGGGCAGGCUGGCGGCGUGGUGGAGGCCGCCAUCUCUUACACAGGGGAUGUGGCCGACCCCAGCCGGACCAAGUACACACUGGAUUAUUACGUCAAUCUUGCCGAGGAGCUGGUCAAAGCUGGAACUCAUAUCUUGGGCAUCAAGGACAUGGCCGGCGUCCUGAAGCCACGUGCUUCCUCCAUGUUGGUUGGGGCACUGCGCGAGCACUUCCCCAACGUCCCCCUGCACAUCCACACCCAUGAUACUUCAGGGGCUGGUGUGGCUUCCAUGUUGGCUUGUGCGGCUGCAGGCGCUGACAUUGUGGAUGUGGCUGUGGAUUCAAUGUCUGGGAUGACCUCCCAGCCAAGCAUGGGAGCAAUGGUGGCUUGCACCCGCGGAAGCGAGUAUGACACAGGCAUCCAAAUGGAGAAAGUUUUUGACUACAGCGAAUACUGGGAGGUCGCACGGGGCCUCUAUGCCUCCUUCGACUGCACAGCAACUAUGAAAUCUGGCAACGCCGAUGUCUACGAGAAUGAGAUUCCUGGGGGACAGUACACCAACUUGCACUUCCAGGCACACAGCAUGGGACUAGGGAACAAGUUCAAGGAGGUGAAGAAGGCCUACGUGGAAGCGAACAAACUACUUGGGGACCUCAUCAAGGUGACCCCCUCAUCAAAGAUCGUGGGUGAUUUGGCACAAUUCAUGGUUCAAAACAACCUGACACGACAGGAUGUGGAAGCCCAGGCAGAUGAGCUCUCCUUCCCGGUCUCCGUGGUAGAAUUUCUACAGGGCUAUAUCGGCAUCCCAUACGGGGGCUUCCCAGAGCCCUUCCGAUCCAAGGUGCUGAAAGACCUUCCCCGCGUUGAGGGUCGCCCAGGUGCCUCUUUGCCCCCUCUGGACUUCCAGAAGCUGGAGCAGGAGCUGUGUGAAAAGCACGAAGAAGAGAUUACCACGGAGGACGUCCUCUCCGCCGCUAUGUACCCCAAGGUCUUUGACGAGUUCAAGGACUUUACAGCCAACUUUGGGCCAGUCGAAUGUCUCAACACCCGCCUGUUCCUGGAGGGACCCAAGAUAGCAGAGGAGUUUGAGGUAGAACUGGAACGUGGCAAGACCCUCCACAUCAAAGCCUUAGCUCUGGGAGACUUAAACAGAGCCGGACAGCGAGAAGUAUUUUUUGAGCUCAAUGGGCAGCUGCGCUCCAUUCUGGUCAAGGACACCAAAGCUAUAAAGGAAAUGCAUUUCCACCCCAAAGCCCUGAAGGAUGUUAAAGGCCAGAUUGGGGCCCCCAUGCCCGGAAAAGUGAUAGACAUCAAAGUGAAGGAGGGGGCCCCCAUCGAAAAGGGGCAGCCACUCUGCGUCUUGAGCGCCAUGAAGAUGGAGACAGUGGUCAACUCUCCCUUGUCGGGCACCAUCAAAAAAAUCUACGUCAAACCAGAUAUGAGCUUGGAAGGGGACGAUCUUAUCCUAGAGAUUGAAUAGCCCCCACGUAACCACCUCCUCCCUCCCAAAAAAACCCGCUGCUUCUCUUUCUUGCUAUACACCCAAUGCUGCCUCCAAAAGAGUCAACUGCUGCCUCUUCCAGCUCUGGGUCUUAAGCGAUUUUGCUCACUAGGAAGCAUCAGGGCUGACGUUCUCCUCUUUCUUCCCCGUACUCUGAAGAUUAUGUGGGUCCCAUGUCAGGGGCAGGGACACAGCGGCUGGGGUGAGGAGGAUCACCGUUCCCCUCUUUUUCAGUGGCUGUUCAGAAGGCAGUACCCAUUUUAAGAAUCUUCUUCCACCUUAAGGAAGAAAGACAAAGGAUUGGAGUAAAAGGACCCAGCAGAGCGGCGGGGGGUGGGGAUGCCCCCAUCAUUGCACAGUAGGCCCUUUGCCACUCAGCUGCUCCUCAGCUGCUCCUCAGCUGUUCCCAGGACCAAUUUGAUUUGGCAAGAGAGGGAGGCUUUCUUUGGUCCUCUCCCACUGACGCCUCCUGUUGCCAAGCUCUCCUUUCCAUGGCUUCUUCUCUCUCUAGGGUAGACGUCCUUUCUUAAGACUUGGGUUCCUCCACCAACCCCCUGUUUUGAGGAGCAUUGGUAUUGCCUUAGGGGCGUGGGGCAGGCAUGGGGCAUGUUUGGUUUCCUCUUUCCAAACGACACCCUUGCCCUCUUUCAUAACUAGCUUCCUUUCCUUUUUUCCUCAAAUUGCCAAAUCUAAGGCCACAUUACAAGUGGAAAGGGGAGGAGUCAUUGCAACCGUAUGCUGAUUCUGAAAUUAAAGACAACCCCCUCUCCUUGGAUACUUGGCCACAGAGCCCUCUCCUGGGGCGGGGCAGCUGGGUUGCUUCUCUUUUUGUGAUGUGCAAAACAAAGACAGCUGAGGGGGGAGGGAAAAAGGAACUGAGGCCAAGGAUGGCCUGGGCUGAAUGUUUACAAGGUUGUUUCACCGGGGUCAGGAGGGGGACAGGGCCACAGUCCCCCCUCCACCCACCCAAGGGUGAGGGAGCAAAAUAGAAUCACUGAGCAUAACAGUUUUCCCGGCAAAGUUCUCCAGGAGCUGGAUCCGGCUGAGAAGAAUCAGUGUCUGAGAAAUCACCGGAUUCGGCUCCAUGGCCGAAAGAUGUAAUGCGGGACUGCCGAAAAUUUCGCCUAAAGCUGCGAGAAGAAAACAAAAAAAUAUAUAUGUAUAUGAACUCAUAACACAGACUUGUACUUUGGUGUCCUUCAUUAUCCGGGCAUGGCGCAGAGAGGUGGCAAGUUGAAACGGAGGGAAGCCGUGUCUUUUCCCAGCAUUCCCUGCUGCAGCUCUUGAGUUUCCUUGAUCUCCAGGCGCUCUUCACAUGAGAGAUUCCUUCUCAUGUCGCAAGGUGGGGCCCUGCUCAGCCCCCUAAGGAUCUUUAAGUUCCCUGUUCAGAGACACGCCCUACCCCUCCCCAGCCUAAGAAGCUGGCCCUGGAUUCCAUUUUGCCCCCGCCCAAUUAGUACUGCCAACUUUUGAUUUGCAGCCACGCGCGAAGUUUUUCCGUCAGCUCCAGGCCAUGAAAAGUUUCAGCAGCUGAACCCUGCAGAUCAUACCUCUCUUAAGAACACAGGAGCAGCCCUGGAUGGAUUUUUGCCUAGUCAGUUGUUAACCUUAUCCUACCC